Messenger RNA from Racocetra fulgida, 183 nucleotides. The record is from the annotation of a GenBank genome assembly. Lineage: Eukaryota; Fungi; Glomeromycota; Glomeromycetes; Diversisporales; Gigasporaceae.
GUCGCGUUCAUCCUAAUCCUAAUGAAGCAAAAGAUUUUAUAUCACAUCGGCUCUUCUGGGAGCGUACUGGUUUUAAAGAUCCAUAUACUGUUCAAGAGCAACAGGAAUUUGCUAGGUGUGAUCACGAAUGUAAAGAUGAAAAACAUCAUAAACCACAAAAUCCAAAUGGUCCACCACCACCAA